AUGCUCUUCGCCGAUUUUCGCAGAAAUAACGUCGCACGUUACUUUUAUUUGUGCUGUGAUGAUGAAAAAAUUACGAAUGAGGCCCUCUAUCCUGGCUUAGCAGCUGGGCUGCCCCCCGACACCCCACGCACCGGCGCCCCCACCCUGGGAGCAGCAAAGGCAGAAAUUUUUCAGGAAUUUGCUGUUCAGGAGGAAUCGGUGACGUUCCGGAUCAAUUUGUCUGUUCUUCUUGACUGCUUGACUAUUUUUGGUACCAGUUCUUUGCCAGGAACAUCAACAGCCCUUAGGAUGUGUUACCGUGGUUAUGGUUAUCCCUUGAUGCUGUUCUUAGAAGAAGGAGGAGUAGUGACAGUGUGCAAAAUCAACACUCAAGAACCAGAUGAGUUGUUAGACUUUGAUUUCUGCAGUACAAAGGUUGUUAAUAAAAUCAUCCUGCAGUCAGAGGGACUACGAGAAGCAUUUGCCGAACUGGAUAUGACCAGUGAAGUUCUGCAGAUUACCAUGUCUCCGGAUAAACCCUACUUCAGGUUAUCCACUUUUGGAAAUGCAGGAAGUGCACAUCUGGACUACCCUAGGGACUCUGAUUUGAUGGAAGCAUUCCACUGUAACCAGACCCAGACAAACAGGUACAAGAUUUCUUUGCUUAAACCAUCUACAAAGGCACUGGCUUUGUCUUGCAAAGUGUCCAUUCGAACAGAUGCUCAAGGAUUUCUUUCACUGCAGUAUAUGAUUAGGAAUGAAGAUGGGCAGAUCUGUUUUGUGGAAUACUACUGCUGCCCUGAUGAGGAUAUUACUGAAGCAGAACUGUAGAUGUAUGUUUUGGCGUCUGUAUUAUAUUUAUGGAUCUACAAAAUAGUAUAUUUUUUUAUAAAACUGAAUGAAAGCUGUAAAGGUGGGUAGACUUGAUAUUGUAAUUUUUUUUUAACUUUGGAAUUCGAAAUAUGAAGACUUUCUUUUUAUUCCCUUGCAAACAUUUCUUAGCUGUGACUCAAAAAGCUGAAGCUGAAAAAGCAAAAAGGGGAGUUGAUCUCUUAUAGCCAUUGACUCUGGUGGAGAUGUUAAAGUGGUGUUUGUGUGAUAAGUUGCUGCUUUUUACAGUGUUCUCCAAGAAUUUUUGUUUGUCUUUUGGUUUAUGUCUUCUUUGGCUUGUUCUAAGCAGUUGCACAAGGGAAAAUCUGAAUAUUAGCAGUAUGUUAGCCAGUUAACUUUCAAUGACUUAAAACCAAAUUUGUCUUGAAAGAGGGUGACAUUUUCAAACUGGUUUCUUAUGAGCAGCAGGUGGUUUCUUUCUGGCAAAUGCUGAUGUGUUUUGCUGGUGAAGCCACUAGGCUCUUCGUCAUCUUGAUUGAUUCUCAAUAUAGCUCAGUUCCUUGGAAUUUUCAUCUGAUGCCAGUUUACCCUUUUGUCUGCAGUACUGGCGUUGAAUUGGUAGAUUAAGAUAGAAGCCAGGAUUUACUUACUCAUUAUGCAUAACUGUUCUGGCAAAGUUAUUAUUUUGUAUCUAGUAAUUUAUUACACAUCUGCAAGAAUGCUGCUGCUGAAAUGUUUCUGUAGGUACACGUCCCUGUUCCUACCCUGCCACUCGCUACUAAUGCUGUUAAGAAUCAUAGGAAGAGAGGAAAGUUUCAUAUUUGAAAUUAUUUGUGAAAUUUGUUUACCUUCUCAGUAGCCUUUUUCAGCAACAGGAGGGACUCCUAAACAGAAGUAGAGGAAUGUCUGCCUGCGUGCCGUGGAGUGGUGUAUUCAUAUCACUGCUAAAAACGGGCCUAGCCUCACUGAAAAGGGAGUGUGGUUUCUGGGGAGCUUCCUGCAGCGCCCAGCUUUGUGACACAGUGGGGUGGGCUGUGCUUAGGUCAAAAGUUGUGCUUCUCCUUUCACACCUCUCCGUUGCAAACAACUGGCUCAAAACAGGAGUUCAACCAAACCAGAUGGGCGCUGAACCAGAUGGGAGAGGCUGCAGAUCACGCUGCAAGAGACUGAAGUCUUUUGCCUUGCUGCCGUGGGGUGCAAUCCAAGAGUUGGCGACCCGCAGGUAGCUUCUACAGCUUUAAACUGUAGUUGAGUUUUGUUGAUUGUCAGAAGAUGACGUCCUGCUUUGCAUGUGUGGAAAAGACCAUGUACAUACGCUACCAAGUCGAUUGCUUCACAGUUCAACAGAAUCCAAGUACUUUGGGUUUAAGUUUAAAAUGCUUUUCUUGACCAUUUUUCACCUCUUGCAAGAGCAUACUUUCA
Messenger RNA from Egretta garzetta (little egret), 2232 nucleotides. RefSeq names its product RAD1 checkpoint DNA exonuclease (gene RAD1). Gene Ontology annotation, biological process: DNA repair; DNA damage checkpoint signaling. The coding region runs from base 1 to 810 and encodes 269 amino acids. Gene Ontology annotation, cellular component: checkpoint clamp complex; nucleus. The transcript is spliced from 5 exons. The record is from RefSeq and is a predicted model, not a curated record. Gene Ontology annotation, molecular function: 3'-5' exonuclease activity. NCBI's taxonomy places the organism in Eukaryota, Metazoa, Chordata, Aves, Pelecaniformes, Ardeidae.